AUUUAAUAUGUUUAUCCUUGUUUUCAAAUUUACUCUUUUCUAAAUUUUGUUGUGGAAGAACCAACUUUUUAUGUAGAUCAAACCUGUCCCCCCCCUUAGAUCAAACGAUAAGUCUUGUGAUUUCUUGUGGUCAAAUAGAAUUGUGUUUAUACUAGUGAAUAUAAGUUUGAGAAGUGUUUUCCUAACUAAAUGAACAUUAUGCUUGAUCCAUCUCUUUAUGUCCUCAGAUGAAAUGAAGAUUAAUAUUAGAAUCACUACAGGUGCAAAAAAGGAGAUGCAAGGAGAAAACCUCACCAUUUGGAGCUUUUUUUUCCUGGAGGGUUUUUCUAGAUACCCAAAGUUAGAGAUUGUUCUCUUCGCCUUCAGUCUUGUGAUGUAUCUGAUAACCCUCUUGGGCAACAGCACUCUUAUUUUAGUCACUGUCCUAGAGUCACGCCUUCAAACCCCCAUGUACUUAUUCCUCGGAAAUCUCUCUUUCAUGGAUAUUUGUUACACGUCUGCUUCUAUUCCCACGUUGCUGGUGAACUUGCUGUCAUCCCAGAAAACCAUUGUCUUUUCUGGGUGUGCUGUACAGAUGUAUCUGUCCCUUGCCAUGGGCUCCACAGAGUGUGUGCUUCUGGCUGUGAUGACGUAUGACCGCCACGUGGCCAUUUGCAACUCACUGAGAUACCCCGUCAUCAUGAACAGGCAGGUCUGUGUGCAGAUGGCCGCUGUCUCCUGGGUGAUGGGUUGUCUGACUGCCCUGCUGGAAACCACUUGCGCCCUGCAGAUACCCCUCUGUGGGAAUCUCAUAGACCACUUCACGUGUGAAAUUCUGGCCGUGCUGAAGUUAGCUUGUGCACAUUCCUUGCUCAUGGACGUGAUCAUGCUGGUGGUCAGCGUGCUCCUCCUGCCCAUCCCAAUGCUCUUAAUUUGUAUCUCUUAUGUCUUCAUCCUUUCCACUAUUCUGAGAAUCAGCUCAGCAGAAGGAAGAAACAAAGCUUUUUCUACCUGUGGUGCCCACUUGACGGUGGUGAUCUUGUACUAUGGGGCUGCCCUCUCCAUGUACCUAAAGCCUUCUUCCUCAAGCUCCCAAGAAGUAGAUAAAAUCAUUUCACUGCUUUAUGGAGUGCUCACCCCUAUGUUGAACCCCAUAAUUUACAGUUUAAGAAACAAAGAAGUCAAAGAUGCCAUGAAAAAACUAUUGUAUCGAACACAUGAAAAUCUCUGACUGGAUGCCCGCAGUUUUAUCAGGGGGGUGUGCUCCUGGCAGAAUUCCCCAUAGAAAUUCUAGACCGUACACUCACCCACAGAACACUGAUUUGACCUUGAGCCCUAUAAUUUUACAGCUGUGAGGGUUGUGUACACAGAAGUGACUGCCCGUGGACAAUAGCAGGUUCGCGUUUGCAUUUGGCAACAUUUGCUGUCUCUUGUGUUUCACGGUUGGAGAAGUUUUAGGCUGCAGAGUCCUGACACAUUGGCUCCUGAAAGAAAUUUGGAUAAAUUUACUCAGUGAAUGUUGGUGCCAGAAAAAUUUUGGAUAUGUUCUCUGCCUUAAAUCCUUUCUAGAAGGAGGUGGGACCAUAGGGAAACAAACGAAUAAUAGAGAUUGGCCUUGAUUAUGCAAACGAGAAAAUUAAAGAAAAAUUAAAAGGCUCGCUCACCAUCACACAGUUGCAGAACUGGAACUACAACCCCAUUAUCCCUUCAUCUUUGUAAACAUGUUGGACCACAGCGUGGUGGCUCCCUAACUACCGUUCCUCGUUCAGAACUCCUGAUCAGAGCUUCUGACUUUCUGAGUAAGGCAUCCAGUACUCAUCUGCCAACCUUGAUUUGCUCACCUGCCAACCUUGCCUUUCUAACCACAUUGAUAUUUGUGUAAAUUUUAUCUGUUUCUUUGCCAGUAUACCACCCAUAUGCUAAGUCUUUUUGUGUGUUUGUCUUCUUUCUUCUUUUUGGGUGAUUGACUUCGGAAGGGCAGGGAAAUCUAUUCUAUUGUACCUUUCAUGUUUACAGCAGUCAUUCGGUGAACUAAUAAAUUUACCAGCUUUAAAGUAAUCUGUUUGAGAAGUAAGUCCCCCUUGAGAAAAUUAGGAAGAAACAAUAUAGGGCAAUGAGGUAUAUUGCUUUAUAAAUAGCCAAAGAUGACAGAGAUAACAUUUAUAUCCAUGUUUGAGCUUUUAUUUGUCUAAAAAUAUUGCUUGUUGAAAAUGUGGACUCUAGGCCUCUACUCCCAGAAUCUGAUUCAGUAGCUCUGACGUGGGGUCCUGGUAUUCUGCAUUUAUGAUAGAUCCCUGAGAAAUUUUGAUACAGAUUUUGAGAUGACCAGACUUUGGGAGACAUUAUUUCCAGCAAAAACUGAUCAUUCCAAAAUAAAUGUGGGAUUAGUUCUCAUUUCUUCCCUUUUUCCUUUUAUUAAAGAAUUAAAAAAAAUUUUUUAUUGUGUUUAUUAUUUUUUUUGAGAGAGAGAGAUAGAGUGCGAGUGGGAGAGGGGCAGAGAGAGAGGGAAACACAGAAUCUGAAGCAGGCUCCAGGCUGUGAGCUGUCAGCACAGAGUCCAAUGUGGGACUUGAACUCACAAGCUGUGAAAUCAUGACCUGAGCUGAAGUCGACGCUCAAUCAACUGAGCCACCCAGGUUCCCCUAAAAAAAUUUUUUUUAAUGUUUAUUUUUGAUAUACAGAGAGAAGCAAACCAUGAGCCAGGAGGGGAGGGGCAGAGAGAAAGGGAGACACAGAAUCUGAAGCAGGCUCUAGGCUGUCAGCAUAGAGACCGAUGCGGGACUAAAACCAUGGACUGCAGAUCAUGACCUGACCUGAAGUGGGAUGCUUAACUGACUGAGCCACCCAGGGGCCCCUACCUUUUUACCUUUUAAUUUUGUUUUCCCUUUCAUUGUUUGUGCCUCCAUUGUACCUCCUCAUUUGCCUACCUCCACUUCUAGAGUAGGGAAGGGGGGAGGUUUUGAGUGGAGGAAGGUUAGCCCACUUGGUAAAUUUUACCAUAUGAAAGACCCAAGAAGUUCUAGUAUUGGAUGUUGAGUUUGGUUUAUUUAACUCAUACACCUUUAGAUCUAGGGCUUUCAUGACAUGUUUCUGGAUGUGUAACCCGCAUAUAAAGACACUUGAAAUAAUCACCCAGCAAAAUUCUAGUGAUGCAGCAAGGGGACCAGUUUGAUGCCAAAAUUGCUAAGAGAUGUUUGAUAAUGGAGGAUGAAGACAAGCCCUGAGUAAAUGGCUUUGGGGUAGUAGAGGAGAGCUGACCAGGAAGCUUUCAUCCCUGAUGUGAUUAUUCUUCUCUUUGGAUACCUCAACCUUCACAACCAGAUACCACAUUCAUUUCCUGGUAAUUUCAGAGUCAUUUUGAAGUGCCCUUCUGUGGGAGACUUUUAUUAGAGUGGAGCUGGAUUUCAUGUUAGAGUAGAAGUAAUGGCCUCCCAGAAGUAGCUGUCGUCUGUGUAGUACCAAGUAUAAACAGGAAUAACCAAAGUUCUAGAAACAGCUGAAAUCUUUUCUUCAAAGAGUGAAUUAUGAGAACUUAAAGACACAGCAACUGAGUAACCUCUGUAAUUAGUGAUCAACUUUGAUGCAAGGAACUGAGCAAAUUGACACGGAGACCAGAGUUUCAGAAUGGAAUAUGGAUCAGAAUGGGAUGCUGAAACAGAUUAGAGAUGAUCCAGAUGUCAGAAAAGGACCCACAAAGGGACACAGGCAAAUAUCUCUGUAACAGCUCUUGGCUCAGAUAUGAGAGAUUAGGAGUUAUGGUAGUCACAGCCAUAUGUUAUGCAAAGUUGCUGUGAAAAACAAGUGCAUA
Panthera uncia (snow leopard) is the source of this 3787-nucleotide messenger RNA. Its product is annotated as olfactory receptor 2K2. Gene Ontology annotation, molecular function: olfactory receptor activity; G protein-coupled receptor activity. Lineage: Eukaryota; Metazoa; Chordata; Mammalia; Carnivora; Felidae. Gene Ontology annotation, biological process: G protein-coupled receptor signaling pathway. The record is from RefSeq and is a predicted model, not a curated record. The transcript has a single exon. The coding region runs from base 218 to 1210 and encodes 330 amino acids. Gene Ontology annotation, cellular component: membrane.